Molecule: messenger RNA, 1662 nt
Organism: Peronospora farinosa
Lineage: Eukaryota; Oomycota; Peronosporomycetes; Peronosporales; Peronosporaceae
Source: the annotation of a GenBank genome assembly
AUGAAGACUCUGAUUGUACCACCUUUGGGCGCUAACGUGUCCGUCACGGAGGUGUUUACUGUCCCUAUUGCUCGCUUUCGACUGCAGUUUACCGACGAUCGCCGCACAAAAGAGCUGCGUUGGGUGCUUUUUGCUUCGACACAGCGUGGCGCCGUGGGAAAACUCAUUUUCACUAUAGAGAAGAAUGGAACGGCUCAUGUCAAGUCUGUGGCGGUGAAUCCGGCGUUCCGUGGCUUGGGUUUAGCCCGUGUGCUUUAUCUGGCAACACUUGCUACUUUAGAGGAAAAACAAGUGCGUGCACUCUAUUUAGAGGCUGAAGAGGACUCUGAUCGUUUUGGCAAACUCGUAGGACUUUAUCAAGGUUGGGGGUUUUCAGAACUGCCUGCGGGAACCACUCUAUUCCUUUAUAACGGCAGCGACUGUCUUCGAAAGGUGCCAAUGGUAUCAGUUUUCCAAAACAACACUUUUUUUCCCAUCCGACCAAAAGAAAGCACUUGGUUUUUCAUGAUGUCCCUACAGACUCCAGAUGGUACUUGUCUCGUGGCUCGAGAGGAUGGAGGUUUGAGUCUGAGCUCGAAGAAUAAUGGUUGCAUGUGGCAACUAUUACUUGGUGCCAUGGGAGAAAUUUUUCUCCGUAGUGUAUAUGGUAAAUUUUUGUGUGUCGAAGAAGACGGUACAAUUUUGGCCGAUCGACCGGUGAACUCGACAUGGGAGACGUUCCAUGUCGUGCCACAACAUGAUGAUAAUGUUGCUGCAAUUGCUAAAGGUGUGGCACUUCGUAGCUUCCAUGGAAGUUAUUUGUGCAUUGAUCCAUUGGCAAAGCGAGUUGAGGUAUCUGACCGUCCCGUGCCUUGGGAUGGUGAUGACAUCAUGUCGUUGGUCUGCAAUAAGACAGACGCUCAUUCGCUUUUCGACAAAAUUAUGCGGAAAUAUCAAACAACUGCGUUCGUGAAAAACCAAAUAGCCAAGUACGGAAACUUGCAACAUGCACAAAUGUCAGUUCUAGAAGCUUGCAAGUGUGUGAUGGAACUAACAGGUGAUUCAGAUCAGGAGAAGAGUUGGGUGAUCCAGUACAUGCUAGCUACGGCAGCUGCAGUGAAGAAAGAUGGACAUCCAGACUGGCUGCAGUUGGUUAUUUUUCUUCGUGCUUUAGGAAUGUUGUUCUUGUGCUGGACAGACGACGACAAUGCUGCGCUGCGUAGUAUAUCAGCACAAGAGUGGCUGACCAAGAAUUCGACGUGGGUUGUUGGUGAGGCUAUCCCGAACACGAUCGAGUUCCCAGAGCUGAACAAGCUCAAUGUGGACCACUGUAAUGCUGCAAAUGGUGGACGUAGCGUUGCUGCUCAUUGUGGUUUGGAGAACGUCAUGUUGCCGUGGACUCCAGAUGAAUAUUUACAUUGCGUGUUGUCUCUAAACAAGACCACGCUACCUGCAGAAGCUUUGGACGUCAUCCGCUUUUGGUCGCUCAAAACUUGGUACGAGCAGGACAACUACGGCGACUUGUGCGUGCCUCACGAUGUGGACACUAAGGAAUGGAUUAGCUCACUCGGUAGGGUGGUUUGUGUAUCAGAGAGUACUGUAGAGAACAUCGACGUCGGUGUUGAACUUCAGUAUUACUUGCAACUUGUCAAGAAAUAUCUGCCCGAGACACUCAAUUGGUGA